This is a messenger RNA of Erpetoichthys calabaricus (reedfish), 6135 nucleotides long. RefSeq names its product DENN/MADD domain containing 5B (gene dennd5b). The coding region runs from base 207 to 4229 and encodes 1340 amino acids. The record is from RefSeq and is a predicted model, not a curated record. Gene Ontology annotation, molecular function: guanyl-nucleotide exchange factor activity; small GTPase binding. Lineage: Eukaryota; Metazoa; Chordata; Cladistia; Polypteriformes; Polypteridae. The transcript has 24 exons.
GUUGACAGGGUCUAGUUGAGCUGAGCCUCUCAGCGGAGAGCGUGAGUCGCGCUCUAAAGGACAGCGGGUAGGCAGAGUUCGCGUUUUACCCAGUGUUCGAGGGUCCACCGAAGAUUUCAGUCAGUCUCCUUCUGUUUCUCAUUCAUCGGGCCUUCGGUUAUGGAGAUUUCACGAUCGGAUUAGCAGGGCUGCAGUUCUGAGGCAGAAUGAGCGCGAAUGUACCGGGCUCGGGCUCGGUGCCCUGCCGCUUCGCACACUACUUCGUGAUCUGCGGCAUAGACACUGAGACUGGACUGGAGCCGGACGAGCUAGCAGCAUUAUACCAAUGGCUAGAAGCAGAUCGCCAUGGUAGGACCAAACAGACAACAAGGACAGGGGAAAACUUUGAUCAGAGCCCUCUGCGAAGAACAUUUAAAUCCAAAGUCUUGGCUCACUUCCCGGAGAAUAUUGAAUGGAAUCCUUUCGACCAAGAUGCAGUCAAUAUGCUGUGUAUGCCCAAAGGCCUUUCCUUCCGGACCCAGGUGGACAACCGUGAUCCCCAGUUCCAUUCAUACCUCAUCACUCGGGAAGAUGGCACUCGUACCUAUGGCUUUGUACUAACCUUUUAUGAAGAGGUGACCAGUAAGCAGAUCUGCACAGCCAUGCAGACCCUCUACCAAAUGCACCAUGCAGAACACGCAGGUAGUGUGUGCGCAUCAUCCUCUUGCAGCAUGGACUCCCUGGCCAGCAGUACAGACGAAGGUGAUGCCACCUCCCUCAGCAAACUCCACUGCUGCAGCUCCUAUGACAUCAGCCGGGAUACCCUUUACGCCUCCAAGGCCAUCUGUCUGAUCACUCCUCUACCUUUCAUGCAAGCGUGCCGCAAGUAUCUUUACCAGCUUCAUCAAGCUGUUACCUCCCAGCAGCCACCACCUCUUCCACUGGAAAGCUACAUCCACAAUAUUCUGUAUGAAGUACCUCUUCCCCCACCAGGCCGUUCCCUAAAGUUUCAUGGGGUCUAUGAACCAAUUGUUUGCCAGAGACCCAGUAUUAAUGAACUACCUCUAGCUGACUACCCAUUACGGCAUGUCUUUGAGCUACUGGGAGUGGAAAAUCUAGUGCAAGUGUUUACCUGUGUCCUUCUGGAAAUGCAAGUCCUGCUAUACUCUCAAGAUUACCAGCGCCUGAUGACAGUGGCUGAAGGGAUUACUGCACUUCUUUUCCCAUUCCAGUGGCAACACGUUUAUGUCCCUAUCCUCCCAGCUUCACUUCUUCACUUCCUUGAUGCCCCAGUCCCCUACCUGAUGGGACUUCAGUCCAAAGAAGGAACUGACCGCUCAAAGCUAGAGUUGCCACAAGAGGCUAACCUCUGUUUUGUGGACAUUGAUAACCACUACAUCGAGCUCCCUGAGGACUUCCCACAGUUCCCCAAUAAGCUCGAGUUCAUUCAGGAGAUCUCCGAAGUCCUUCUUGUCUUUGGAAUUCCCCCAGAAGGCAGUCUGCACUGCAGUGAGAGCGCCACCCAGCUAAAGAAUUUGGCCCUAAAUGACUUGGUCAAUGAUAAAAAGAAUGGAAAUUUGCCUGGUGAUACACUCGCUGUGUUUGAGAUGCUGCAGGGUAAUGCCACCCUGGAACGACUCCAAGCCCUGGCUAAGCGCACUGGCGUGUCAGUAGGCCAAGUCGAUGGGUUGAGAAGCAGUUCUUUUAAGGAAAAAGAAACCAGGCUUCAGUGUGAUGAGGAAGAGUUACGCAAUGCCAUGCUGAAUGUGCAGAUCCGGGAAGUCUUUGCCCACCGUUUCACUCAAAUGUUUGCUGAUUAUGAGGCUUUUGUCAUCCAGAGUGCCCAGGAUUUGGAGUCUUGGCUCACAAACCGAGAGCAAAUGCAAAACUUUGACAAGGCCUCCUUCCUUUCUGACCAGCCAGAGCCCUAUCUGCCUUUUCUGUCCCACUUCAUAGAAACACAAAUGUUUGCCACUUUCAUCGACAACAAGAUUAUGUCUCAGUGGGAGGACAAGGACCCCAUGCUCAGGGUAUUUGACUCUCGUAUUGAGAAGAUGAGGAUGUACAAUGUACGAAUCCCUAAUCUUCGUUCCUCCAUCUAUCAAAAAUGCACCAUCUUGAAGGAAUCAACCCAGUCUAUAGAACAACGGCUGAUGAAGAUUGAUCAUGCUGCCAUCCAUCCACACUUGCUUGAUAUGAAGAUUGGACAGGGUAGAUAUGAGCAAGGAUUUUUUCCAAAUCUUCAAUCAGAUGUCUUGGCAUCAGGACCAACCAACAACAACCGCUGGGUCAAUCGGACAGCCAGCACUCAGCGCAGGAAAGACCGCCUGAGACAGCACUCUGAUCACAUUGGCCUGGACAAUGAUUUGAGAGAGCAAGUAGAAGGCUGUUUGCUUCUGCAGAACUCAAUGGCGCUGUGGGAAUGGGAUCAGAGGGCCCCCAUUCCCAUAAGACCACCUCAGAAGUCCUUUUCUGCAUGCUGUCUGAAGUACAUGCAAGAGGCAAGGAGCAUAGGGAAGAAUCUACGACAACCAAAACUGUCAGACCUCUCCCCUGCUGUCAUUGCUCAAACCAACUGGAAAUUUGUGGAAGGGCUUUUAAAAGAAUGUCGAAUGAAGACGAAGCGCAUGCUGGUUGAAAAAAUGGGUCAUGAGGCAGUAGAGCUUGGCCAUGGAGAGGCUAAUAUCACUGGACUGGAGGAGAACACGCUUAUCGCCAGCUUAUGUGACCUGCUGGAGAGGAUCUGGAGUCAUGGCCUUCAGGUCAAACAGGGAAAAUCUGCUUUGUGGUCCCAUUUGCUGCAGUACCAAGAGAGAGAAGAGAAGCUUGAGCCCCCUGCAGAGUCUCCUGUUUCCUUGGGCCCAGAGAGAAGAAAAUCAGAGACGGGAUUGUCAAUGCCUCUCCUCCGGGUUUCUCUUAUUCAGGAUAUGCGACAUAUCCAGAACAUCAGUGAGAUAAAGACGGACGUUGGCAGAGCUCGUGCCUGGAUAAGGCUGUCUCUAGAGAAGAAGGUUCUUUCCCAGCACUUUAAACAGCUCUUUUCAAACCAAGCAUUAACAAAAAAACUUUACAAGCGAUAUGCUUUUUUACGCUGCGAAGAAGAAAAAGAGCAAUUCCUUUAUCACCUUCUAUCACUAAAUGCAGUGGAUUAUUUUUGCUUCACGAAUGUUUUCACCACAAUCAUUAUACCUUAUAGAGCUGUCAUUAUUCCCAUCAAGAAACUGAGCAAUGCCAUCACAACGUCAAACCCCUGGAUUUGUGUCUCUGGAGAAUUGGGAGAUUCGGGAGUGAUGCAGAUUCCAAAGAAUGUCCUAGAAAUGACCUUUGAGUUUGGAUAUAAGCCCACACAUUCUACAAUCACCAAAUUGUUCAAGUGUCAAAAUCUGGGAAAGCUUACCACAGCCCAAAUUGGGCAUGACAACUCUGGCAUCUUGGCAAAGUGGCUUGUGGAUUGUGUCAUGGUUAGAAAUGAAAUCUCUGGACAUACAUACAAGUUUCCAUGUGGUCGAUGGCUGGGGAAAGGGAUUGAUGAUGGGAGUUUAGAAAGAAUCUUGAUUGGUGAGCUGAUCAUUCCAUGUACUGAUGAGGAGCUGGGCAAGCAGUGCAGGACCCCACCGCAGCAGCGCUCUCCAACACAGAUCCGGCGGCUUAGCAUUACUUCAUUAGGAGGGAGAAACAACAAGCUGAAUGCUGCCCAGAUUCAAGAGGCAGUUGGGGAGGCAGUGAAUAACAUUGUGAAGCAUUUCCACAAGCCAGAAAAGGAGAGAGGAAGCCUCACAAUAUUGCUCUGUGGUGAAAAUGGCCUGGUAUCUGCACUGGAACAGUUUUUCUACCAUGGAUUUAAAUCAUCCAGAAUUUUCCAGAAAAAUGUUUUUAUCUGGGACUUUGUAGAAAAAGCAGCAGCCUUUUUUGAAUCAGGUGAUCAAAUAGAGGAGGCUGAGACUGGAGUGGAGUCAUUAAGACCUACAAGCAAGAUAUUCUGCCAGUAUGCGACUGCUAUCAAUGUAACACCCCGUAACAUUGGAAAGGAUGGAAAGUUCCAGCUGCUUGUUUGUCUUGGGGCAAGGGACCACCUCCUCCCGCAGUGGAUUCCUCUACUUGUGGAAUGUCCUCUAAUCACGCGGAUGUAUGAAGAACAAGCUCUCCUGAGAGACCGCAUGGCUGUGAACUCUGUCAUCCGAGUUCUGCAAACAGUCCAGGAGUUCAGCAUCACUUUGGAAUCAUCUCUGGUCAAAGGCAUCGAUCUGUAGCCUUCAUUCUUCACACCCACUGAAUCAGACCUUAUAAUUCGGCACACUUUGCUGCUGCUUGUUCAACACUGGAAGCCAAAUGAGUGGAAAACUGGGGAGAUAAAACAUAUAAGACUAUAAAAAAGAUGUUGGUAGACAGAGAAAUAAAGCCUUGUGGCGUAAUCAGGAAGUGUGAUGUACAAAUUGAUUACAGUAUUAUGCAGCUUGUUAUUAGGAUAUAUGAUAUUUAGUAAUAUAGAAUAUUUUUCAUGUGCUAGAUGUGUGUAAAUACUUUUCAGGGUAAAAAAAAAAUAUUAGAAUGCAAAAACUAAAUGAAAACACUCUUGUAUAUUUUGUUGAUGAUCUGCUUAAUACAUUAAUUGAAACUGAAAUCUUUGACUGCAUCUGAAAGGCAUGGUCUUUGACAUAUCUAACUACAGCAGUAUUUUUUCUCAAACAGAAUGAAGGAUUUUUUUUAUAUAUUUAUUGAUAUUUUUUAAUUCUUCUGUGAAGCCUCUCAUUGCUGUCUCCUUCAGGGAUGGUUUCAGGAAUUGCCUUCGUUUGUCAUUCUUUUUUUUUUGAGGAAGUCAGUUGUGUUGCUACUGUACUCCUAAAUCUUGUCCACCAAAACUCCGAUUGAGUUCAUAGAGAAUUCAAGCCACAUGCUGCCCGCCCUGUCAUUGUCACCGAGCGUAUCGGAGGAAAGUGUGCUUCAGGCUGGAGCUGCUUUCCUUGUCUUUCAGUGUGGGCAGAUUUUGUUCUCCUUCAACACAUGGAUCAGCUUGCAUUUCACUGUUUUGACAUUUGAAGAAAUCGGCAGCCCGUACUCCUGUUACUAAUGGUUUCUUUUGAGUUGGAAGAAUUGAUUUGUAUGGAAUAUAUUGCAAGUAAUGUAUUGGGCUUCCUCUAUUAUGCAACUUAAGAAACUAUGGCCCUGUGACUGUACCAGGUGACAGAAAAUGUAAUCAUGCGUGUGUGUGUAGUAAGAUGAUAAUGCCAUACUGCAUUUACGAUCGUGGUAUCCUGAAAUGAAUAAUUCAGUCUCACAGGAUGCUUCUAUUGAUUUAUACACAUUCUUUACGUUUGCUGUUUAAAUGUGUGUUUUCCCUUCACUGAAGUAUACCUGUGGUAUUCUAGUCUCUGCUUCUCCAAAUUAUGAAAAUCAGCGUUCAAAAAAUGAGUUCAAUCCAUCACCACACACAUCAUUUUUUUGUGGUGUCUUAAGGAAUUGACAAUUCCUGUAUUAUUGUUUUGGAAGACGGUUAUCCCAUAAUAAGCUUGAUGGUCCUCAUUCGCAUAUCAAGCAUCUAGAAUACAUGUUAAUAGUCAGCACUUUCUUGUGUUAGCCUGCAUUUCAGUCUUUAAAUUAAUAAACGAAGAGCUGGGCUUUUUUAAAAAUGUAUAUAGCAUUUUUUUAUUUAUAUCGUUUAGUUGCAUUCUAUGGAGAUAGCAGAUUGACAGAUGCUUACACGGAGAUACAUUAAUGUGCAGGCUUCAGCAACAUGUUAAGGAAACUGACAAGUGUUUUGCACAUUUUUUUUAAACAGAUGCUGCUGUUAUUGUCUGCUAAUGGACCUUCUACUCUCACUAGCAAUAACUUGGAUAUUGCAAUACUUUUUUUUUUUAGUUUUAGACUGAAUCUUAGAGGUAAUGGUCCUUUAGGUUUUUGGGAACAUGUCUUGAAGAACAUGUUCCUAAUUUAAAAUAAAAGAAGUAUGAUUAUGGUGAAAUUCCAAGACAAGAAAAAAAAUCUACUACAGUAUGAGAAAAAUAUUAAGGAGACAUUUAUUCAACUUUUUUGUUUGUUUCCGGGUUUUCCCAGAUUGCACGUUGUGAGGCACAUUGAAUAUGCAGUGUCUGUUCAGUAAUUUGUCUUUAUGUCUUUGUUAUGGUUAAAUGCAUUUCAUUAAAAAUGCUUUAUUCAUUA